Salvelinus sp. IW2-2015 is the source of this 2203-nucleotide messenger RNA. The record is from RefSeq and is a predicted model, not a curated record. Lineage: Eukaryota; Metazoa; Chordata; Actinopteri; Salmoniformes; Salmonidae.
UCGAGGGCGAGGGUUUGCGCGGUAGCGCGACAGGUCUGUGUCUGGAGUACAAGGAGGGAGGGAAACUAUGGAAAGGGGAACGAUGGCGGUGAAGAAAUGACAAGUUUGGGAGUAUAAAUUUCACAAGAGUUGUCUACUGAGGAGUCUUCCGCGCAUAGGACGAUGAAACAAGUGACCAUAKGAGAUGGCCACCACAUUACGCAUGAUUUGAGGUAAGGGCGCCGGAGAAUCUCAGCGGGGCCCUUGGCACUGGUCGAGAGAGAACAACAAUAGUGGAACAAGAAACAAGGAAAUACUUAGUUAUAUCUCUUCCCAAGACACUCCCUGUAAAUCUUUGAAAAUGAUAAAAGCCGAGAGCAAAGGAGAAAGGACUCUGAGGAGUGCGUCGCCGCAUAGAAAUGCAUACAAGUCGGACUUCCAUGCUAUCAAGUGCUCAUUUGAUGGGACGAAAUCCGAAGGUGCUGCAAAGACGUAUGCAAAUGGGUCUAGCGACACCCGGGAGGACACGAGGGGGAGGCCUUUUGGCAAUCGGGUGAACAAGAUAAAGAAUAUUUUCCUGCAAAUGGAUGGUCAGCAGCAAGAGAGUCAAGAGGUGAAAUCUGAUGUGUUGCUGGUCUCCCCACCAAAGGUACCAUUUGCAGUCAUCACACACAAAACAAGCUUGAGCAGUGCCACUAGCCCAGAAUCUCAAAGUCUAGACAAAAACCCCAAGGGAGAAGAUGUCGAAAUUGACAAAGCAGCUUUGGCAGAGAAGUUUUGCUCGACCAGAAAACUCUUUGAGAGGAGCGUCAAAGAACAACCCGCAGCGGAGAAGUCUCCCAACAGAGUUGUAAGCCGGGUGUCCCUGGGCAGUGUGUCUGAUGGGGGGAAAAGUACCAGGAGAUUGUCGGGGUCCACUGAGACAAGCAACAUCAAAACAGAGCCAGGUCCUACACCAUUGGUGAAAAGCCGGCCGGAUGAGAGGAGUGAUACUGAGGAGACAAAACACGUGUCCAGGUUGUCACUGAAUGCUGGACCCAUGUCCAAGCGGCUAGACAACUUCAUUGUGGACAGUGACGACGCGGCAAAAGCCACAGAGAUGUCAUCUAAAGUAUGCGGUCCCACUGAUCGCUCACUGCCUACGUCUCUGACAAGGGAAGGUUUGUAUAAAUCCACCACUCCAACUAGUGAUGCCACUAACAAACCCACCUCCAUCGUUACCGGUGUCAUUCUCAAACCAACCUCCCCAGUCACUAACGCCACCCGAAAACAUAUUUCCCCAACAGCCAAUGCCACCCAAAAACCCAUCUCCCCAGAGCCCGUAUCCCCGGGCGGCCAAAGCUCUUACAAGCGCUCCGCCKCAACCAGUGACGGUUUCAGUAGACCAUCUGUGAGUAGCGAUGGAGUAAAACCCUCCAGCCCAUCCCCCAGGGAUCAAAAACAGACUACCACGAUUGCCAGUAGCGUUUACAGUAGCAACAGGGCCAAAACCUCAGACAGUGCCAAGAGUGAUGGGCAUGUGGCACAGAGUCUCACCAUGGAAAAUCCACCUGCCCAGGCCUCAUCUCUGCCUGGUAUGGUCCGGGCUGAGCUCGUAGUGGUCCAAAAUGAGUCAUCCGAGAGCGAGGAGAAUGAAGAUGAGAAUGUCGAAGACAGUGUUUUUGAGGAGAUGAACAUGCACCCCCCUAAAGAGCUAAAAGAAUCACCAGCAAAGGUGAUCAGUCAGAAUGAUGACCCCCGUCGGCAGAUCUUAGAGAAAGAUGAGGGCAAGGAGACCGCGAUUACACUGGAGAAGGAAGGAGGAAGUCAAGUUGAGGAGUUGCAGCAGUAUGAACUGAAAGAGGAGAGGAGGGAAGACACAAGUCCUGUAAAUCAAACUGGGGGUUGCAAUGAGGAAGAGGUGGAUGAGGAGGUUGCUGAGGAGGAGAGUGAACAGGUGGAACAAAGAAUCAGGGGCAAGGUUUCCCCAGUGGUGUACGGCAUAGAGAACGCAGCAUUUGUGGACGAUAGGGAUACUGACCAGAUCCUCAAGGAGGAGGACGAGGAGGAGGAACAAGAGCAGGAAGAGCAGCCCUGUGAGGAGAAGUAUGAAGAGGACUUUGAGGAUGCCCCUGGACUCUCAGAUGAGGAGGAACCAGAACCACGGAGGAAGAUCAAGUUCUCAACAUCACCAAUACGGGUAAGAAUGUAUUAUUUCAUAAAAAAGUGAAAUGUCACAUUGUUA